Bombyx mori (domestic silkworm) is the source of this 1225-nucleotide messenger RNA. RefSeq names its product 45 kDa immunophilin FKBP45 (gene Fkbp45). The transcript is spliced from 8 exons. Gene Ontology annotation, molecular function: peptidyl-prolyl cis-trans isomerase activity. Bases 17 to 1225 code for a protein of 402 amino acids. The record is from RefSeq and is marked provisional. NCBI's taxonomy places the organism in Eukaryota, Metazoa, Arthropoda, Insecta, Lepidoptera, Bombycidae. Gene Ontology annotation, cellular component: chromatin; nucleolus.
UGAUCUAACUAUCAACAUGUUUUGGGGAUUAAUAAUGGAACCCAACAAACGGUACACCCAAGUGGUGGAGAAGCCGUUCCACAUUUCACAGGCUGCUAUGGACACAUCAACUGGUGAUAAUGAGCCAUGUCAAGUGAUGGUUGUUGUUGAUGGAAAGAACUUUCUCGUGUGCACUCUCCAGAAAAACAAAUGCAUUCAAGUUCCACUUGACUUGUAUUUCAAAACAGGAGACUCUAUUGCCUUUUUGACUAAUGGUAAAUGCAAUGUACAUCUAACUGGAUACUUGGACCCUGAGUUUGAGGAUGAGCAGUCAGAGGAUGAGGAAGAGGUUGAAGAAGAAGAGGAAGAAACUUCAGCACCUAUCAACAACAAAAGGAAACUUGAAAACAAUACUAAUGCUACUGCCAGCAAGAAAGCCAAGCCAGAUAAAAAAACUGCAAAAAAAACAGCUGCAGCUGAGAGCUCAGAUGAUGAUGAUGAUGAUGAUGAGGAAGAUCAACUUCAGAAAUUGUUGGAUGGUGAAGAUAUUGACACAGAUGAAAAUGAUGACUCAUUCAAAAUGAAUACUUCUGGUGAUGCUAGUGAUGAUGAAGAUGAAGAGGAUUCUGAUGAAGAAGAAGGUGAUGAUGAUGAUAAAGAUGAAGAGUCUGAGGAGGCUGAAACCACUUUGGAUACAAGUAAGGAAGAAUCCAAAGUUGAUACUUCCAAGCUUACCAAGUCACAGAAACGGAGACUCAAGAAGAAACAAAAGCAACAAGAAAAAGCCCAAGGACAGGUGAAUGGUGUUGACAAACCCAAGAAAGAGAAAGCAGAACCACAAAAAACUGAAAAGAAAAAGGCUGCAGCUAAAAAAGAAAAUGAGGAGGGUCCAAUUGAAAAAAAGGAGAAGAAAGCUCUCAGUGGUGGAGUACAAAUUGAGGACCUGAAACUUGGUAAUGGUCCUGUUGCUAAGCCAGGCAAAGUUGUCAUGGUCUACUAUGAAGGUCGCCUUAAACAAAACAACAAAAUGUUUGACAACUGCCUCAAGGGACCUGGAUUCAAGUUCCGUCUUGGCGCAAAAGAGGUCAUUAGCGGCUGGGAUGUUGGUGUUUCUGGUAUGAAAGUCGGAGGCAAAAGGAAGAUUAUCUGCCCUCCCGGCAUGGCGUAUGGUGCAAAAGGCUCUCCUCCAGUUAUUCCACCUAACUCCACCUUAGUAUUUGAAGUUGAAUUGAAGAAUGUUAAGUGA